This is a messenger RNA of Magnolia sinica, 1622 nucleotides long. RefSeq lists its product as uncharacterized. Lineage: Eukaryota; Viridiplantae; Streptophyta; Magnoliopsida; Magnoliales; Magnoliaceae. The coding region runs from base 253 to 1470 and encodes 405 amino acids. The transcript is spliced from 6 exons. The record is from RefSeq and is a predicted model, not a curated record.
CAACGAAAUAUGUGUAUUUAAUAUAGAAUGACAAUGUGUAAUGGAAUUUUCAAAGGUUAUAGAUUAAUAUUUACAGUUUUAUUAUAUUUUGCGUGCAUUAUAGUGUAAUGAUCUAAUCAUAUUUUAAUCAUCUCUCUAAGCAUAAGCACAAAUGCAUUCUACCAUCAACACUACUUGUAUAAUGUUUUAGUAUAUUCCACUUGUACUGACAUUGUAUAAAUUUACAAGUUCGUACAUCGCACAUAUCCAGUGAUGGCACCAGGUGGGAGACGUCGUUCGGGCACUGGAUCUACCCCUUCCACCCGUGAUGCGGCGGAGACAGCAUCGCCGUCACAUGUUGCAUCACAGGCAUCUGAUCCAUCAAUCGUUCAUACACCGAGCACUGCAUCAUCGUCGACCAGCCGACGAGGACGUGGACCCACGCGUGGGUUAGUUUUACAGAGACUUACGCGUGAGGGUAGGGUGACAGUAGAGUUCUCACAGGACUGCCUUAGACCUAUUGGGGACAAUGCCAGGUUGUUUACAUCGGAGGUCGAUGUCUUAUGUCGAUCUCUGAUCCCUACCACCACCCCCCGUUGGGUAGACGUGACAGAUGAUGUGCGGCAGCACAUCCGUCAGCGCCUUACGGAUAAAUUUGUCUUGGAUUUGAGUGUUCCGUACAUUUCCCAUGCUGUCGAUGACAUGAUCAAGGAGCGGUUUAAGGAGUACCGCAGUGAUUUACACCAGCGGUACAAGCGGUGCAGGAGCCUCGAGGAGGCCGUAUUGACCGCACCGCCGCACGUGACCAUUGACGAUUGGCGGAUACUCUGUGAGAGAUUUUCGUCUGAGUCUUUUCAGAGGAGCAAAAUAAAUUCUGCGAACAGGGGAAAGUUGGAAGUGAACCACAUAGCUGGUUCAAAGUCAUUUGUACAACUUCGUCGCGACAUGCGAGAUUCCGUCACUGGACAAGAGCCCGGACUAGUAGACUUCUACAGAGAGACUCAUUGUCGGCAGGCGACGGGAUCUUGGGUACAUCCUACAGCCAGCGAGAAUUGGGCGGCGAUGGACGCCAUACGCAGUCAGCCCACUCCCGAUGGUACUCAGCGGAGUGAGCCAGAGAUCCUGAGCGAGGUGCUUGGCACACGUUCUGGAUAUGUGCGUGGGCUUGGCCAUGGUGCCAAGCUCAUGGCACCCGCUAGAGUUGCAUCCAGCCGAUCCGUCGCUGGCGAGAGCGCCAUACGCCGAGCUGAUAUCGCAGAGAAAGAGGUUCAACAUCUACGGGGCGCCGUCGACGAGAUCAAAGACCAACUGGCGAGGCAGAGGGAGGAGCAUGAGAGGCAGAAGGAGGAGCAGGAGAGGCAGAGGGAGGAGCAAGAGAGGAGGAUGGAGGAUAUGCGGGUGGAGCAUGAGCGACGGAUGCAGGAGAUAUUACAGGUUCUCGCUGCACGCUUACCCAUCGAUGCCCCACCACCUCCGCCUUCAUCUUUGUGAUUUGUCAUAUUUUAUUUAUGAUUUAUUUUAUAUAAGAAUGUUAAACUUAUAUGUAUUUGUGCGUGGAUGAAUGUAAUGUGGAUAAGACUAUUUGUGUAUGUAUGGAUGUGAUUUGUGUUUGGAUGGAUGUAGUUUAUGUUUGUUUGGAAAAA